AUGGCAGCUUUAAGAUUGAUCUACAACAAUCUAAUUCUAGCCCUUUCUCUAUACGCAUGUGGUCUACUUACAACCACAGCCAGUGCAGGAGGCCCUUCACAUGAGAAGGCUAGAGCUCAAAACUGGUUAAACCAUGGUGGUGAUCUGUCAAACCGGAGAUAUGCCAACAGAGAGACCAAGAUCAGCCCUAAAACUGCUUCCAAGCUAAGCUUGAAGUGGGAGUUCUACGCCGGCGACGAUAUAUCUGCAACUCCGGCAAUUUACGACGAUACCCUUUAUUUUCCGAGCUGGAAUGGGAACAUAUAUGCUGUUAAGGCUUCCAAUGGGUCUCUGGUUUGGCAGAAGAAUUUGCAUGCGUUAACUGGGCUUAACGCAUCUAGUUUUGUCGGUGUCAACUGGACAGUAUCAAGAUCGACGCCAACAAUCAUUGGUGGCCAUGAUCUUUUAAUUGUUGGAAUCUAUGGGCCUGCUAUUGUUAUUGCCCUUGAACGGUCAACGGGGAAGCUCAUAUGGUCAACUAUGCUUGAUACUCAUGAGGCAGGUCUUAUUACCAUGUCCGGAACUUACUACAAAGGGAGUUUAUACAUUGGAACGUCAUCACUAGAAGAAACCGUGAGCGCUGAGAAAUGUUGUACCUUUCGUGGCAGCCUUGCCAAAUUGGAUGCCAAAUCUGGUACCAUCUUAUGGCAGACCUUCAUGCUGCCCGACAAUCAUGGAAACUUAGGAAAUUAUUCCGGGGCAGCAAUCUGGGGCAGCAGUCCAUCCAUCGACGUCCAUAGAAAACAUGUAUAUAUCGCUACUGGGAACGUUUACUCAGUCCCUGAAAAUGUCAGCCAAUGCCAAGAAAAUCAGAAUAAUAAUAAUUCAACCAUACCCACUCAACCAGAUGCGUGUGUUGAGCCUCAAAACCAUGGCAACUCAAUCCUAGCCCUUGAUUUGGACGGUGGCGAUAUCAAGUGGUACCGCCAGUUAGGCGGCUACGAUGUGUGGUUCUUUGCGUGCUUCCUUAAUACUUCAACCUGCCCUCCUGGACCAAACGUGGAUGCCGACUUUGGGGAAGCACCAAUGAUGCUCAGUCCAUACGUCAAUGGAACCAAAAGAGAUAUAGUUGUUGCUGUCCAGAAAAGUGGGUUUGCUUGGGCUCUAGAUCGGAAUAACGGCAGCCUUGUGUGGUCAACGGAGGCUGGCCCUGGUGGCGUUGCAGGAGGAGGAAUGUGGGGAGCAGCUACCGACAUUAAGAAGGUGUACACCAACAUUGCUAACUCUGAUAACAAAAACUUUACCCUAAAACCAUCUACCAACAUAACAACUUGGGGUGGAUGGGUUGCGAUGGCUCCUGGCAAUGGAAAAAUCAUAUGGUCAACGGCCAAUCCCAGCAAUGCAACUUCUUCUGGCCCAGUUAGUGUGGCUAAUGGUGUCUUAUUUGCUGGAUCCACAAAUCCACAAGGCUCCAUAUACGCGAUGAACACCAAAACUGGAAAAAUUCUGUGGUCGAAUGAGACCGGAGCAACCGUGUACGGUGGUAUGUCAAUAAGCAAUGGCUGCAUUUACGUUGGCAGUGGAUAUAAACGUACGUAUAUUGCCGGAACCUCACUCUUUGCCUUCUGCGUCACAUAA
Molecule: messenger RNA, 1617 nt
Organism: Prunus armeniaca (apricot)
Lineage: Eukaryota; Viridiplantae; Streptophyta; Magnoliopsida; Rosales; Rosaceae
Source: the annotation of a GenBank genome assembly